AUAAACUAAAAGGACUAAAAAGGCAGGCAUCUGUGAGAUAGACAGCAUUAAAAAGUCACAUUUAGCAGGUUAUUGUGGAAAGUGGAUGACAGCUGGAGAAAUGGAUAAAAUUCAGAUUUUAAUGUGCAGCGUGAAGCUCAUCAUUCUAAUGGUGAUGUUUUCUCACUCCACCAUGGAACAGUCACGGCACAAGGUUGUUUCCAGACCGCUUGUCACGGGUCCUUACCAGCGUUGGACACUCCUGCCUUGUUACUUUUUUUUUGACCACAUGGUGACACCAGAGAGCAUCUGUCUGACCUGGUGGAGAAACGAAAGUGGCCAUCGCAGGAUUAUUUACGCCUUUGAAAACGGCCAGAGACAGAAACAGAGAGAGGAUCCUGACUACAGCAACCGCACCGAAUUAUAUCGCAAUAUUUCAGAGGGCAGUGCUACUUUGAGGCUACAAAUUCUCAGGCUGCAAGAUGCAGGUCUGUACGUCUGUGAGGUGUGGAGUCAACGGCACAGCGAUGCGGAUCGUGCCUCAGUCAGCCUUACUGUGGCCGCAAGGCCCUUGAGGCAGGGCGUAAUCUCCAUGAACGCCACGUUUCUGUCCUUCGAAUCAUGCGGCUGGCUCCCCGAGCCGUCCCCAUUCUGGACCGACGAGCAGGAUCGGAAUGUGACAGAAGUCGCAGAGACUAGCAUCACCCUGGGGGAGGACGGCCUCUACUGCGUUAAAAGUGUGCUGCACAGAAACACAAGCAAGAGGGCACACAAUCUCCACCUGCGCUACACCAACCCCGACACUGGAGAGAAACAAACUGCCAUCUACCAGCAAAUAGCAACAAAUUCAGAAGAUGCAUAUCGCAUAAAUGAUGGAAUUGUCCCUGGACUCCUUUGUUGGGGGACACUUGGGAUUGUUGUAGUUAUUGUGGUCAUAAUGAAGUUACCGCAUCAGAAACCCAACGAAGAGUCACCACUUGUGAAACGCCCUCGAUCAGGAAGCUGCAGCUCAUCUGAUGGACCAAGGUUCUACAUGUAGCAGUGAGCAGGGCUGCCAAAAAUACUCCACUCUGACAGGGAUCUCUGAACCUAAAAUCCUGCAUGGGAUUCUUUUGGACACAUCUUUUAACUGCACUUUAAGGGCUGUGGCAACAUUAAAUGGCUGUUUUUGUCAUUAUUGACGUCUGCUUCAGAAUCAAAUGGAAGAUGUUAAUGAAGCUGUACACGUGAAAAUUUCACAGCGGAGUUGUUGCUGUCUUUCAGUUUUUUUUGUUUUUUUUUCUUUUUGCCUAUAUCAGUUCCAGCAUUUAUAGAGAAGGUCCUUGCUGCAGCCUGCAGGAUGGGCCGG
This is a messenger RNA of Anguilla rostrata (American eel), 1327 nucleotides long. Its product is annotated as erythroid membrane-associated protein-like. The transcript has 6 exons. Bases 86 to 1018 code for a protein of 310 amino acids. Gene Ontology annotation, cellular component: external side of plasma membrane. Gene Ontology annotation, molecular function: signaling receptor binding. Lineage: Eukaryota; Metazoa; Chordata; Actinopteri; Anguilliformes; Anguillidae. Gene Ontology annotation, biological process: T cell receptor signaling pathway; regulation of cytokine production. The record is from RefSeq and is a predicted model, not a curated record.